Messenger RNA from Moneuplotes crassus, 1806 nucleotides. The record is from the annotation of a GenBank genome assembly. Lineage: Eukaryota; Ciliophora; Spirotrichea; Euplotida; Euplotidae.
AUGUAUGAGCCAGAAGCUAUAAGGCGCAGAAAAAAGCGUGAAAUAGAUCAUGAAGUAGUUAAUCAACAAAGAAUCGUUGACAACGCUCUAGUUUCCAAACUGAGGACUUUAAAGGUUAUUAUAAUCAAAUAAAGGAAAUUUUCAUAAAAUUUAUAACUAUGAUGUAAUCAUUCCAAAAUAUCACAAAGCUGAAGAAGUUUCAGAAAUAAACCAAAACAUGAAUGACGCAUUAACAAGAUUCGAGGAUCUGUUUAACCCUCCAAAAAAGAAGAAAUAAAUAUGAUGAAUUUGAAGAAAUUCUUGCAACUUUCGAUAAGCAAUCAAAGAAUCUGUCUCCGUUAGGUUACAAGAAUAUCACGACUAGAGAUAAAGAAGAUGAUUUGAAGAUUACCCAGCGGCUUUUGAAAACCUCCCAACUUCUCAAUGUAGAGAACGAUAACAUUCUUAAGGCACUUAUAGCAGAUAUCUGAUUCAAGACCAUGGGCAAGGUUAAGCCAAAGUUUUUGUUACGAGCUCAAGAUGGCCGGAAGAUAAAAUAUCUCUCUGAAAUUAAACGUGAUAAGUACAUUUUUAUGACUGAUGCUCAUACACUGAACAAAACUCCAGAUAAAAUGAGAGAACUGAUCCAGAGUUAUGAAAAAUAUAUUGCUAUCAAGAGAAUCAAGCCAUUUAAUCUUCUUGAUGAAUUUUCUUAUCAAUAUACGACAAAUAUUAAUCUCAAAGAGUUGAGGGAGGACAGUGUGAUGCACUCAAGCUUUGUAGACGACUCUAAUAAGCCACUGAAUAUCACUGAAAAGUUGUUAAACCCUAAAAUGCCAUCUAAUACUAUUGAGCCAAUGAAAUCCAAAUCCAAACUAGGAACUCUAGAGAAGACUAGAGAUUUAAUAAUGAUGCAGAAUUUGCAAUCUACCCCUCAUCUUUCUCAACUGAUCUAUGAGAGGAAUCAGAAAUAAAUACCUAACGGAUCUGACACCUCAGCAUAAAUUUGCAGAGACGCCCUUUACACAUAGGAGGUAUAAGUCCUCUAUCGAAGACCUCAAAGUGCCUUACUUUAAGGAUAAAAAGAUUGAUAUGCUCAAGGAUAUGCCAGCUCCUAAGAAUACGAAUAAUCUACUCACAAGGCAGAAUAAGGUUAUCAAAAUGGCAAAGCACAGAAGCGUAAUUAAGGAUAAAAGUAAAAGAGAAACUGAGAAAAUGCUCAAAGUUAUUGACACAACUAUGAAGAGACAGAAGGAAAUGAUCGUUAAUAAUGCUCUCACACUCAAUACAGUCAGAGGUAGAGAUGAUGACUUUGAAGGACAGAUUGAGAAGACUAUGAAUAGUAUCAAAAAUGAAAAAUCACAGAGAGUUAUGAGCCAACCCAGUUUCCAUUGCAGGCCAAUCAAGAUGCCACAAUCAUAUAUUAAAAAGGACUUGUCUAUCACACAAAAUUCAAGAGUAUUUGAGUUAACAAAGAAGCUGCGAGCCAAAAGAGCAAUUGAGAAGAAGCCAAUAUUUUCAAAUACAAGUGUACAAAGAGCGACCCUCUCCCAGCCUUCAAUUGACAUUAGGAAAACAAACUCAAUAAUUAACUUCUUAGGGAAGGAUGAAACCACAGAUGACAUUACUCGAUUUGGAAGUUUCAAGAAUGAUUUCGAAAUGGCGGAUUUCAAAAUAUUGAAUCAGACUAGAUCAACCAUACUCAACAGGAAAGCUAGAUCAAAGUCUUCAGCAAGCAAGAUCUAUGCUUCUGCUAGUGAAGAUGCAGAGAUGCUCAAGUACAAAAUUCUGAAUGAUCAUUUCGAGAAGUUGAGAAUCGGACGCUAA